GAGUGAACUUGGGGCCUGUUGAAAUAACUUUCCCGUGGCGGCGGCGGCGGCGCCCUGCCCUCGGCGAGCCCACCGGGCGGCCUCCGCCGUGGUCCCUGGUCGAGCAGCCCGCGGGGAGAGCGCUCGCUGCUUCUGCUUCUUCUCCCUCCCCUCCUCCAUUGUUCCCGCCCCUUCUGGUCUCCGCCGUUGCAGCUCCUACCUCCGGCCCCUUCCCCUUCCGCUGCCUCCAUCUCAGGCUCUCCGGCGGCUGAGCGCGGAGAGCGCCUCGCCCUGCCCAGCCCCCCGUCCCCGUCUCGGUGGGGAGGAGAGUCCCCGGGCCCCCCUGCGCCAUGUCCCGGUACACGCGGCCUCCCAACACCUCGCUCUUCGUCAGGAACGUGGCCGACGCCACCAGGUAAGCGGCGGCGACGAGGGAGGCGGCCUGCGCGCACCGAGGGGCGGGCGACGGGGACUUGCCCGGGGCGGAGGCCUCCUGCGAGGAUGCUGGGCCUCUCGGGGGGGGGGGGGCAAGGCCUUUCCGCUUCCCCUUUUUGGGGGAAACGCGGUUUUUUGUGUGUAAAAUGGCUGAGGCCCAGCGGAGAAACAGGCAGAUAAGGGGCUGGGUGUGGGUCCCUGGAAGAUAGAAGGGGCGCUUUCUUCUCCGGGGGGGGGGGCUGCUCCUUAGAAAGGUGUGCGGCAAAGAUGUGCACUGCGUGGCUCUAUGGGCCAAGUAAAACGCCACCUGCUAUAUUUUCCUAUCGACUUUUUUUCUUUUUUAAAAUUAAAAUUGUUUCCAUUGUUAUCCGCCGUCGGUCCCACUUGCCGGAAAGGCGGGGUAUAAACGGAAGCAGGCCCUGGGUUGUUUUUUGAAACGUUAGUCGCCCUCCUUGUUAUGGAAGAAAAUGAAAAUUGAUCUCGUUCCCAGAGGGCAACCUGCCCUGGGAAAACCAGUGCAAUGAUAUUUAUAGCAGUAUCUCUCCCUCCCCCUCCCCUUCCCCCCAUUGCUUGGGUACAGGGUGUCGCUUUCUGGCUAAUCUGUGGGCCUGGAGGAGGAGGAGGAGGAGGAGGAGGAAUUGGUUCCUAGGCAUUUGUUAAGGGAUGACAUGGACCUCCAUACACACUGCCCAGGCUGGUUUCCCAGAGAGGUCACUUUGGUGCUGCUAACGCAGCACUUUCAUUUCACUCCCAGAAGGGCACUCUAUUGUCAGACAGAAAGGUGCCAACAAGCGAUGUGGUCCUACAGGCACCCUGUGGGUUAUAGUUACGUGGCUUGAAAGUUUGCCACAGACUAUAUUCCAUCUGGGGGACGCAGGUGGCGCUGUGGGUUAAACCACAGAGCCUAGGACUUGCUGAUCGAAAGGUCGGCGGUUCGAAUCCCCGCGGCGGGGUGAGCUCCCAUUGUUCGGUCCCAGCUCCUGCCCACCUAGCAGUUCGAAAGCACCCCUAAGUGCAAGUAGAUAAAUAGGGACCGCUUUCUAGCGGGAAGGUAAACAGCGUUUCCAUGUGCGGCGCUGGUGCUGGCUCGCCAGAUGCAGCUUCGGCACGCUGGCCACGUGACCCGGAAGUGUCUUCGGAUGGCGCCGGCUCCCGGCUUCUUGAGCGAGAUGAGCGCGCAACCCUAGAGUCGGUCACGACUGGCCCGUACGGGCAGGGGUACCUUUACCUUUACCUUUUAUGUUCCAUCUAGGCCAGUACAGUGGACGCUCGGGUUGCGAACGUGAUCUGUGCGGGAUGCACAUUUGCAACCCGCAGUGGCGCAUCUGCGCAUGCUUAGGUUACAAUUCGGCGCUUAUGCGCAAAGCGUAACCCCCAAAACCCGGAAGUAACCCGUUCCAGUACUUCCAGUUUUCGGCAGGUCAAAAAAACACAACCUGAAGCGUCUGUAACCCAAGGUAUGACUGUACUGUCUAGUCUAUCUGCCAGGGACCACAGUAGUAUGAGACCUUUGCUACCACUGUUCAACUAGACAUUUAGCCCAGACCUUUUGCAUCAUAAGCGUUACCCAUUUAUCCAGGUCUUUGUCAUCUUUUGUUAUAUUAGUAAUUAUGUAAAUUUAUUCAUGUUGGAAGCUGCCUUAAGAAUGGUUUUUUUAACUUUGGAAAGGUGGUAUACAAAUAAAAUGAUCAUAGAUCAUAGAAAGAUAGUUGUAAGGGAGCCUGAGGAUCCUCUAGUGUCUAGUCCAACCCCCUGCAAUGUAGGAAUAUACAGCUGUCCCAUACAGCAGUGGUUCCCAAUUAGGACACCCCAUUUUUCAAAAGCCAAGCCACAGACCCCCUACUUUUGAAAAUUUUGAUAACUCUAUGGUAGUUACCUCUGCGAAACAAUUUUUUGAACAAAAUGUGGGGUGGCCCCAAAUAAGCAAAGGAUUUUAGGUAUACUAAAAAACAAACAGAUCAUAAAAUUUGUGUUAUUACAGUGCAAAAAUAAUAAAACAAAAAAAGUUGAGGGGAAGGCAAGGGAUGGGGCCACGGACCCCCUGGGUGCGUUCUCCAGACCUCUAAUUGGGAACCACUGCCAUACAGGGAUCAAACCUGCAACCUUGGCAUUAACAGCACCAUGCUCUAACCAACUGAACUGUAUGUAUGUAUCCUGUCUAGCUAUUUUUAUCUGAGUACUUAAAAGCAUGUUUUCAGUCAAUUCUUCCCUGCCACUUUGCAACUCCAGUAAUGAAAUUAAAUGGAACACCACAUAAGGUGACAAGAUGUGAAUGAAGCAGGGCAAUGAAUUUUGAUAGUUGCAGCUAGCUAUUAAAGUUAUGGAGCCCUCUCCUCCAUUGCAUUUGCUUGCCUUAUACAUUUUUGUUUUGUCUUGGACAGGCUUCAGUAGUUUUGUGGGUUUUUAAAAAAAUAUUUGCUAAAAAGUCUUCCCAUAUUCAGCUAUGAGAUUCCUCCCUUCAGUAGGGAGCACUUUGUAGGGAAAGUUUAUUCAGAUAGCAGAAUACAGCUAGGACUGCAGCGUUUAAACCAUUAAUUAGUUAGAUGAAUCACUUUCAUAACUCUUUAAUUGAAUAAAACUGCCCCAAUUAACUGGGCAGCAAUAUUAAAAUAUGACAUUAUCUUUAAUAUAGAUACUUAUAAAUAGAAAUGGCAAGCAGCAUAUUGAAAAGGUAUUCCUUUUUUUCACAUUAGGAAUGCCUCUUCUAAUAUCAGACCAGCAUCACACAGCAGUGCAUUAUCUAAAAACCAAAAAAAAUUACAAUUGUUUUCCUUAUAUGCAAAAUUGAUGAUAUCUGUCUCCUAGCAAAAAAUCCUUACCCUGUGCUCCAAGCAUAGUAGGGUUUCUUUUGUUCCUUUGUAGGGCGUGGAAGACUCUUUCCCGCAUGAGAACCCAAUAUGCAAAGAAUUGCAAAUAAUUAUCCUUUCCCCCUAUGAUUGAAAGACCUGCCAAUGAAUAAGGCAUAUAAUUAAAAAGCUAGGUAUUAUAUUGUACAACCUGAUGUUAUCCAUUCUAACAAGUGCCCAAUAAUUACUGACUUGUGUGGAGUCUUUUGAUAUGUAUGGAGUGACACCCCUACUUCCCAGUUAUUCAUUUCACAGAAAGGAGCAAAUUUGUGCAUGCUUUUCUCUGUGGGUUUGUGUAAUCCUCACCACAUCUAGUGGCAAUGAAUUCAGCAUAAUAUUAUUCAUUGUGUAAAGUUCUUUCUUUUGUUUCUCCUGAUACUUCUGCCUAUGUGAGGAUGUUUGUCUUAUGUGAGGGAAAAUAUAUCUGAAUUCAUCUUCUCCAUUCUGUGUGCUCUUUCAUGGUUUUCCCCCCAUGUCUGAAUCUUUAGUAUAUUUGUUUUAAACUGAAAACUCAUUUUCUGGUGCCCCAGUCCCAUGCUGAAAAAAUAGUGGCAUUAUAUUCAAUCAAGUUGUUGACCUGUUUAUCUCAGUACAGUACAGUGUGCUUCAACUGGUGUUUGAUCUCCUGAGCGAUAUUGUAGUCUGACAAAAAAAGCAGGGGUUCCAGAAAGAGAAUUGUGCCUUUGGAGAAUUUUCAGUUGCAGGAUUGUUGGCAUUUAUUUUUGUGUCUGCCCCAUUUCCGCAAAUUGCUAAUAGAGUAAUCACAAUGAGAAUGAUCCAAUACCAGGAAAAAUAAAUUUAAGUGAACCCUAAACAUACUAAUAAGUUCCUAGCUCGUUUUAGUUUCAAUAAUUAUAUAUGUUCAAAAUUUAUGGCUAUGAUUCCCAAUACUUACAGAAUUAUUGAAAGUUUGUCUUUAAUAGUCUUAAUACACAAGAUAAGUCUGCUGCGGCUAGGUAUUGCUAAAGCAGGUACAAUGAUAAAGAAACACUCAUUCUUUUUGCCUUAUUUCUAAAACACUUCAGGCCUGAGGAUUUGCGUCGUGAAUUUGGUCGGUAUGGCCCUGUAGUAGACGUAUACAUUCCGCUUGACUUCUACACAAGACGCCCAAGAGGAUUUGCUUAUAUACAAUAUCCUUUAUGUCACUGUAUUUUUGAUUGAGGUGCAUUGUUGUUAUUGCGUCCUAACUUAAUGUAUUUAUUUCUUUGUCUCAGAAAAUGUAAAGCAGUCCACAGUGGCUGGCAAGCACCCCAAAGUUUGAAUGAACCUGGUUAGAUAGAGUCCAAGCAGGCAAGCCAAAAGACACCUUAAAGUUCAAGCUUCAAGGAAUAAAGAGGGAGGGUGGAAAAAGAUAAAAAGAAAACUGGAAGAGGGGAAGUCCUUUUUCAAGGAAAAGACAAAGCCACAACACCAAGUUAAGGCUUCGGCUUUCCGACAUUUGCUCAAGUUCCAAAGUCAAAGCCAAGUCUGAUUUGGUUGGUUCUCCGGCCCUUGUCAAGUCCAUCUAGCAAGCCCUAAAGAGUAAAGGUCAAGAUCAAGUGACGUGGAGGUAACUGCCAAAGUUUCCUUUUGUAUCUUAUCGCUCAAGCUCUUACGUUGCAGUCAAGAAUUUGUUUGUUUAUAACUGUUUUAGUUUAACAUAUUGCUUCCUUAAAUUGGUACAAGAGAACUGUAUGCAAAUAUUUGUUCGCUUUUCCAUGAGUCAUUUUCCUAACAGAACAGAUUUCAUUGGAAUACUGAAAUAUAUCAGUAAUUUAGAUGAUCUGGUGACAUAUUUUUGUGGCAUUUACAGCUAUUUGUUUUAAAUAUUGGGAGUAAAGGAGGAGGAAAAACAAGUCGGCUGUUUAUAGAUAUGAACAAUGUCUGCAGUAAAUCAGAACAGAAGUAAUGAACUGAGGCUGCUUACCUGAGAGUAAGCCACAUUGACUUCAGUAGGACUUCCUCCUUAGUAGAUAUGGUUAGGAGUAUACAUCUAGAUAAUACUAUUUUCCACAUCUAGGUAAUAUUUCCUAUUAAUGUGUCAAGUUUAAGGGCCUUCAAAUAAGGUGCACACCUUAAAUAUUCUUGCUUUGGUUCAGUUAUGCAUUACAGAUGUAGGGACUCCAAAAUACACAGCGAGUCCCUUGCUGCCAUUCCUUUGCCAUUCAGAUCUGUAGAGAAACAACUCUGUGUGCCCACAGACAUGACAUUGAACUGGAGGGGAAAUCACUGUGUGUGGGAAUUUCAUGUGCAUUUCAGUGUACACAGGAGUUUCUGAAUAAGGGCACCUAUAUUUUAAAGGCAUUUAUUAUUACCUUGUUUCUGCAUGUCAUUGAGCUGCCUCAUACUUUUUGUGGCAAUCCAGGUAUACUGACUGGUACUUGCUGUGAUACACAUACAAAGUGUGAAAGAAAGAUGCACAUCUUGCAGAAUUUUGUGGGCCUUGACACUUACUGGGUUCCCUUGAGAAAGAUGGGGCUUGCAAAACAAAGCGGGGAUGACAACAUGACUAGGGCAGUGUGUCCUGACAGAUGCCUGAGCUUGCCAUUCUCUGGAGUCAACACUGUUUUGAAAUAUGCAUUGUACCCUUGCCGGGGAGUUGUGGCCAAUCCUAGUUUCCCAGCGUGCUUGUGGUUGUGUGUCCUCCUUCCAUAAAUAUAUGUAUAUACAACCAAACACACUGCUGGAGUUCUGCUGUAUUUGAGUGGCAAUAUAAAGUAUGAAGCAGCUCUCGGCUUAAGUGGCAUAUCUAAAUAACUCUUGCUUUUUAAAGUAUCUGGAGUAAUUUGGUCUAUGUUACAUGAUACAAUUUUUUGCUUUGUGCAUGUUUAAAGCGUCCUUAACAGACAGUCAUGUUUGAAGAUGUUCGUGAUGCAGAAGAUGCUCUUUAUAACCUCAAUAGAAAGUGGGUAUGUGGCCGGCAAAUUGAAAUACAGUUUGCACAAGGUGAUCGCAAAAGUAAGUGAACACCACCUUGUCACUUACUUAUUCUGCAAAGCAUUUCUUUAAGAUAGUUGCCUUUCAUAUCUCUUAAGAUUGAAAAAUAAAACAGGCACAAGCUUAUAAACUCUAGUUUUUAAAAUUGCAUGCGUGCUCAGUAUGUAAGAAGCUGCAGUUUUCUUGCGAUCUUCCAGUUCUGCUUUAAAUUCUAGCACCAGGUCAGAUGAAAUCGAAAGAGCGCCGCCAGUGUUCUCCAAUGGACUAUAGAAGGUCAAGAAGCCGUAGCCGAAGGAGGACACGUAGCAGAAGUUCUUCAUGGGGCUGGAGCAGGAGACAUUCUGAUAGUUUUAAAGAGUAAGUCUGAGGAUCAUGAGACAAAAAUUCAAUUGCAUACUAAUGAUUGUGUAUGUUAUGUUCCAGGAGAAUGUUUGUGAACAACAGUGGUGGUAACCAGUGAGGAUAAGGUAAAUUUGAGCUGGUCCUGCAAAGGUUCAGUCAUCCUGGCUCCUUUGUAAAUAAUUUGAACACUAAUACUGUACAGGUAAUACUGUACUUGUUUAUCUGGUAAUAAAUCCCAUUGAAUGCAGUGGGGCUUACAGCUGAGUAGAAAUGCAUAGAAUUGUGCUGUGUGGCUGGCUAUUCUCAGGCAGGCAGGCAGUGAGGUAGUAUAGCUUCAAAAUUCUGGCACUGCAUUUGAAAUGUUGGAUUAAAAUCUAAGUAUUAAAAUCAUCUUGCUGACUGACUCCUAGUGAGCUCAUUCUUGUUGCACCAGGUUUGAAAAAAUAAAGUUUUGAGACAAAGUAGAUUUUGUCUGAGAUAGUAACAAUGCGUAGAUAAUUUUUAAUAGCUUGUUAUUCCAGUCUGAAAGAAUAGAAUAGAAUAGAAUAGAAUAGAAUAGAAGCAUAAACCAUGGGAACCCUCAAAACUACUCUUUAAAUUUUCCUUUUAAGGUUUUGGGGUACUUUUGGCAUACAAUACCAUUACAAAAACAAACAAACAGUACCUCAAACAAAUUAAGCAAACUGUUUGGGUUACAAUGCUCCUUAAAAAGCAGGGGAAGAUCAAAUAUCGCUUCUAAUGGAGCUUUGGAUGAUUUUCAGGUCAAGGCGUAGACGACAUUCUUACAGCCAAUCUAAGUCUCGCUCAAAAUCUCUUCCAAGGCAUUCCAGCUCGCCCAGACGAUCCAUCACCCCGCAGAGAAAUUCUAGUUCUAGGGGAAGGUCACGAUCCAAGUCACCCCACAGAAGUUCCAAAUACGUUGAAAAGUCACCAUCCAGUUCCCAUCGAAGACGUUCCGGUUCGAGAACAAAGUCACGAUCACAUCCAAAACGUUCCGGCUCAGCUACCAGAUCCCUGUCGAAAUCCCCUCGGAAACAUACUAAUUCCAGUUCUCGCUCACAUUCUAGGAGCUUCUAUCAGAGAAACAGCAACCAGUCAGUAUCUGAAGAAGAUUAAUGCCUCUAUUUCUUUAACACCGUUUUUUAUGAGCACAAGUUAAGGAGAACAUAAAUUGUCCAAAGCUUAUAUGAUAUGUAAGGUAACUGGUAAAUGAGAGGUCUUGCUAUGUGCCCUUUCAGUCCCUGCCUCAGUGUGCAGAACUCCUUUUAAGAUUUUAUUUUUUACUUUUAAAGAAACAUUUACCUAGUCUAGAUUCUAUUUCCCUGUACUUGGAACCCAAUAGUAGGCGAUCCUGUGCCCAAGUUAAGCUCCCUGCAUCCAUGCAAGCUGUCGUUAGUCCUGGCAGUGAUGUAACUUCAGCUGCUGAAAGACCAAUCAGCUUUCCUUAUCAGAAUUGUAAUUGCCCUUUGCUCCAGGUUCUUUCAGUUGGCAGAACCUAAUGUCAGUUUAACAUUGUGCUGGAUAGAAGCUGUAUGAGAGGUUUCCUCCUGUUUAAUGUGGGGAUAGAGGCAGAGCCAUUCAGCCAUUCCCUCCUUAGCUCUCGUAUAAUGCUUUUGUAGAUAUUGUAGUGCAAGCAAGGCUUGUACUGCAUAUCUACACCUGGAAAAGGGCAGCGCUGCUCAACAAGUAGCCUUUUGCUAUUCAUUUUAACGUGACACGAAUUAGAUGAAGCUACAGGUUGUUUUACUUCAUUUUGCUGUUUUCUUUGGCAAUAUUUUUCUGCCUGCUUUAUUGUCAUACCAAGAAUAACCAGUUGAAACCUGAAUCUACUGUUCUUGUAUGUUCUUUGGGUAAUUAGGGUCUUUUUUUGAGGGUGGGGGUGCUGAGGGAGGCAUUAUAAUGUGUGUGUUGAGUUUGAAAUGUCAUUUCAAAUUCAGGUGGUCUAAUUGUUUCAGCUUAGAGAAGUACAUUAGCAGGCUAGUAUGGGAAAUUUUGUAUAACAUAGGGUAGUUGGAAUCUCACAUCCUUCCGAGUUUAUGUUUUUUCAAAUAUAAUUUAUAUUUAAAAGCCUAGCAAUUUAUUUCCAUUUGGGGCUGCAUGUUGAAAGAGAAGUGCUAACUGAUCUUAAUUAACUUCUAUCGAAAUCCCAAUCUAUAGAUCUGCAAGCACAUUAAAGCUUUUGGAACUCAAUUUUCUUGUCAAAUAGAUGAUAGGCAAGAGGGGGAAGGAGGACCCAGAUAGCCUUUCCUUUCCUUCACUAACGUACAGGCUGUGCAUGCAGAUUUGGCAGUGUGUUGGGAUGGAAUGCAUUUCAGUCUGGUCUGAAUAUGCAGCAGAAUGAGGUAUAAGUAAAGGGCUGGAUUAGAUUGUACUGCGUCAUAUGGGCAAUACCACUUUUGAAUGCUCUCCCUGUUUUUUUAAUUCCCAAAGGCAAUGAAAAUAGAAAGUCGUAUCAGGCAAAUAGUUUGGCUACAAUCUACUCUCUGUUGUACUUACCUUCUAUUGGUAGGGAGUGUUUAACAGAAGGGAACAUUCAAAAUGUGAUUUAUCUACAAACCGGAAUUGGUACAGUUCACUCUAUGAAAACAUUCUGCUGUAUGUGUAAGAUACAGCCUUUGAUCCUGUACAGUGGUCUCAGCAUUUGCAAAGUGGAUGAUUAUCACAUUGUCAGUCACUGGAUUGUGACCAAUGUUUAGUAGAAAGCAGUCUAAUAAUACGUAAUGGAAAUUUAAAAAGUGAUAAUUGGUUAUAUAAAGUCAUUUUGUAAUACUGUAAUAUAAGUUGUUAAGCACAUGCUUUUCAUGUGUAGUCAAAACAUUUUUGUGAAACCCUUAAAACAGUAAUAUUUGUAGUGUAAGAAUCUUGCUACAUUAUCUAUUUUCGAACUGUUACUGUAUUAUGAGAUUAAUGUAGAAGACACCUUCUUCAAACAUUUUAAAGUUCUGAGCCCCUGAAACUAUUGAACUAUUGAGUAUAAAAUAAUUAUUGGCUUGUCUAACCCAAGUAACAGAAGGUAUUCUGAAAAUAUUUUGUAUUUUAUAAUAUGUUACAUUUGCAUUGUGUAGUAACGUUUGGGAACCUAUAAUUUGUGUUUAAGUGUAUCGUACUAGCUGUGAUGUCUGUUACAUGGUACAAACAUUGUAUUAAGUAACUGUGGUGGCAGUAAAACCACGUUUCACUUCAUGAGCAAUUAUACAAUUUUGUGUUGGAAAUAGCAUUAUUGUUAUUUCAUAACUUAAGAUAUUAUUUUCAAUAAAACACAUGAAGUUCCUUGUCA
Podarcis lilfordi (Lilford's wall lizard) is the source of this 9795-nucleotide messenger RNA. The record is from the annotation of a GenBank genome assembly. NCBI's taxonomy places the organism in Eukaryota, Metazoa, Chordata, Lepidosauria, Squamata, Lacertidae.